Halteromyces radiatus is the source of this 1144-nucleotide messenger RNA. Its product is annotated as amino acid/polyamine transporter I. Gene Ontology annotation, cellular component: membrane. Bases 42 to 1001 code for a protein of 319 amino acids. The transcript is spliced from 2 exons. Gene Ontology annotation, biological process: transmembrane transport. The record is from RefSeq and is a predicted model, not a curated record. Gene Ontology annotation, molecular function: transmembrane transporter activity. NCBI's taxonomy places the organism in Eukaryota, Fungi, Mucoromycota, Mucoromycetes, Mucorales, Cunninghamellaceae.
GAUUUCUUGGUUUGACAUUUACCAACAUCCUCAACUACUUUAUGAUCAUUUGGUUGAUUGCAGGUUGUUUUCUCUUUACCAUUGGGAUUCCAGCCAUUGCGCCAGUGCACCAAAGUACAUCAUGGGUGUUUACCAGUUUCAACAAUAGUACUGGGUAUGACAAUGUAGCCCUUGUAUUUUUCCUAGGUCUUUUACAAUCAGGAUGGACAUUGGUUGGGUAUGAUGGUGGCAUCACACUGAGUGAAAAUACAAAGGAUGCUGAUCGUGAAGGUCCUCGAGGUAUCUUGCUAUGUGUCAUCUUUGCUGUGAUUCAAGGUAUCGCAUUGACCAUUGCCGUAUUAUUUUCCAUUCAAGAUUUAGAUGGUCUAUUGAAUGCUGAUCUUCCUGUCAGUGAAUUUUUUUUUCAAGUCACACGUAAUCGUGCCCUGUCCACCUUCUUCCUUGUCUUUUUAGCUGUUGCCCAGUUUGGUUCUCUUGCCAAUGCAUCGGUGGCUAAUUGUCGUUUGAUGUUUGCCAUGGCCCGUGAUGGUUGCUUACCUUACUCCAAAUUCUUUUACAAAUUAGAAAAAGGUGAUGUACCUUUGCGUAUCAUUGUGCUACAAAUCAUCCUGAUGAUCAUCUUGAUUCUGCCUGUAUUUGGUACUAUGAUUUAUUGGACUGCUGUCCUUUCUGCUAGUGUGAUCUGUUGCAAUGUGGCCUAUGGGAUGCCUCUUAUUUGUCGUUUGUUGUGGUCUAGACAUUCUAUGCCAAAAGGUCCCUUUGAUUUGGGUCGAUGGAGCGUUCCUAUCAAUGUCAUUGCCUUGUUGUGGAUCGUCUUCUUUGGUAUCAUCCUUUGUUUCCCAUCCGUCUCUCCUGUCUCUGCCGAUUCUAUGAAUUAUGCUAGUUUGAUGAUUGGUACCGUCUUCCUUUUCUCCGUGAUCUGCUGGAUAACAACUGGGCAUAAAACUUACAAAGGUCCUAUUUCCAAUAUUGAUGACGAUGAUGAUGAUCUUCAUUCAUAAAAGUUGCUGAUUUUUUUUUUUUAAAAAAGGUAUAGAGUAUGUACUGACAGAAUAAAAUCUAACGAUAAAAAUAAUAAUCUUUUAUUCAAAAAAGAUAAAGAAAAAAAAUAAAAUAAAAAAGGAAAUGACAACCUAGUAACAAA